Messenger RNA from Bradysia coprophila, 1330 nucleotides. Its product is annotated as laminin subunit alpha-like. The record is from RefSeq and is a predicted model, not a curated record. Lineage: Eukaryota; Metazoa; Arthropoda; Insecta; Diptera; Sciaridae.
UCACCCGAAACAUGCUGCUAGCCGUAUAUUUCAUUAUAUCAUCUAUCAGUUGAACUGGAACGUUACAACAAGCAAAAUGUUAUUACGAAAUUUCGCCCAAAUAAUAACGUUAAUUGUUAGUGUCGCAACGAAUCACCUACUCCCAGACUGUAUCCAUUUCGAGAAUGGAAGUGGAUUCAUUAAAUUGUCACCGACCCCAGUUGUUACCAGAGACAUGGUUAUCAGCAUGGAAGUGAUUGCAAACAAUUGCGAUGAAAUUUCGUUCACAAUUCAUAAUGGCAAAAGUUAUGUGUUGACCUUGAGGAAUGAAUUUAUGUUCGAUAGAGACGAUGGAAGCGUAGACCGAUUUGAAAUAUCUAAUACUUGUAAUGGGUUGUGGCAUGAAGUUAGGGUCGAGUUGACGGAACAGCAACCUCUUCUUUUCUUUGGCGAUCGUGCAUCGUAUCACGAUGUUCGUGGCUAUGACUUGAAUGAACUUGUCAACGCAUUUCACAUGAACCCUGUUUACGUUGGAAUCCACAGGCACAAUAAUAGUUGGGGCGCCAGAAAUAUUGGGAAACCAUUCAACGGUUUCAUCCGAAAUAUCAAAUUCAAUCGUUUCGGACAGCCUCCACCUGAUGACGGCAGAUUAAACGGAACACUUCAAGCGAUGCAUUGCCCGAAAGAGUUGAUCUUCUCAAAAAACCAGGGAGCGGCACUGCUGAGUGAAAACGUUACCUUCAACGACAAUUUUCGAAUAUUUUUUGAAAUGAAAAUAGCGCAAUGUCCUGAUUGCUGUUCCAAAUCUGCCAUUCUACUGUCGGCCAUAUCCGAUGAUUCGUAUUUCAUUCUAGAAAUUGUCGAAAAUAAUUUGUAUCUGAAGGUGAGAUCACAGAACGGAGAUCGUGUUGUGAAGCUGACUUCAAUUUUCGACUCGACGUUGUGUGACGGAAAAUGGCAUCAAAUUGCCGUGCUUCAACAAGGCCGCGAUAUUAGGAUUAUUGCUGACAACACGUCGAACAGUAACAAUUAUGCGUUAAUGUUGAAUUUCACCGCUCCGUUGUACAUAGGUCACCAUCCGGUUUUCAAGCUAUUGUCAGAAGUUGAAAUUCGCAACGGUUUUGAGGGAUGCUUUAGAUCGCUGCAUAUAAAUGGAGUUGUAGCAAAAAUAAUGGAAUCUAAUCUGAAUGAAUACGCUAAGAUUGAAGAUUGAAAUCAAAAACAAUGACGUAAAUGUAUAGAGAUGGGCACGGCAGAGUAAAAUAAGUUUACUCUGUCGUGAAAUGGGGGUUUUAUGCUAUCGACUCGUGUACAACCAUAGAAUUAAUAAAAAUUUAAUUUUAUUGCGAAA